Messenger RNA from Coregonus clupeaformis (lake whitefish), 2910 nucleotides. Its product is annotated as guanylate cyclase soluble subunit beta-2-like. NCBI's taxonomy places the organism in Eukaryota, Metazoa, Chordata, Actinopteri, Salmoniformes, Salmonidae. Gene Ontology annotation, biological process: cGMP biosynthetic process; response to oxygen levels. The coding region runs from base 1 to 2322 and encodes 773 amino acids. Gene Ontology annotation, cellular component: guanylate cyclase complex, soluble. The transcript has 14 exons. Gene Ontology annotation, molecular function: guanylate cyclase activity; heme binding. The record is from RefSeq and is a predicted model, not a curated record.
AUGCUCUCUCUGCAGUAUGGAUUUAUCAACACCUGUUUGAAGUCGCUGGUUGUUGACAAGUUUGGCGAGGAGACAUGGAUGAAGCUCAGAGAUGAGGCCGGGGUUCAAGAUACCUUCUUGACAUAUGAAGUGUACAAAGACGACAUCACCAUGCAACUGGUGGCUGCGGCCUGCAAGCUACUGGAUGUUAAACCAGAGGUGGUGUUGAGACAAUUUGGGGAAUACUUCUUUGACUUUUGUAAACGAUCUGGAUACGACCACAUGUUACGGACUCUAGGAGGGAACCUAUUCGAGUUUAUCGAGAAUCUGGAUGCACUGCACAGCUACCUCGCCCUUUCUUACAAGGAGAUGAAUGCGCCGUCAUUUCGAGCGGAGAGGAACGGUGACGGUACAAUGUUUCUUCACUAUUACUCCGACCGCCGAGGCCUAUGCCAAAUUGUCCCCGGUAUCAUUGAAGCUGUAGCAAAAGACUUCUUCAACAGCGAGAUAACGAUGGAAAUCGUCAACCAAAUAGAGGAAGUAGAAAGGACAGGAAAGAAGGAGCAUGUAGUCUUCCUCGUCACUCAGAAACCGACAUUUUCGAAUGCAGUUUGCAGUAACAAGCUGUCACAGACGCCGCCAUGUUUGCCCAGAGGCCCCAGGCGCAAUGCAAUGCACUGGAACCCAAACAAGGAGAUGUUUACUUCACUUAUAGGCAAACUCUUGAGAGGAUUUGAGCCAGUCUACCCGAAGAACCUUUGCAUCGACCUGAAGACAUUUUGCAAUGCCUUUCCCUUCCAUAUAGUGUUCGAUGAGGAGCUGAUGGUGAGACAGGCGGGGGUGAACAUCCAGAAGAUCGUCCCCGGGCUUCAGACCACGAGCAUUCACCUGGACCAGUACUUCAGUAUCGUCCACCCCGAGGUCACCUUCACCAUCUCCAGCAUCAGGAAGUUCAUCAACAGCCACUUUGUCCUGCAGACGCGACGCGACAUGAUGCCCGAAGCCUGGAGGGAUAGACCCAUGCUGGAGCUCAGAGGCCAGAUGUUGUGGAUGGAGUCUCUGCAGUGCAUGCUGUACCAGGCCUCCCCUUUGCUGCGGAGCCUCCACGAGCUGGAGGAGCGGCGCAUGCACAUCUCUGACAUCGCCCCUCAUGACGUCACGCGGGACCUCAUCCUGCUCAACCAGCAGCGGCUGGCUGAGAUGGAGCUCUCCAACCAGCUGGAGAGGAAGAAGGAGGAGCUCCGACACCUGUCCCAGCAUCUGGAGGAGGAGAGGACCAAGACGGAGAACCUGCUGUACGCCAUGCUGCCCAAACACGUGGCCAACCAGCUGAAGGAGGGGAAGAGAGUGGAAGCAGGAGAGUUCAAGGAGUGCACCAUCCUCUUCAGUGACGUGGUCACCUUCACCAACAUCUGCUCGGAGUGUGAGCCCAUCCAGAUCGUCAACAUGCUCAACUCCAUGUACCUCAAGUUUGACCGGCUCACCACAGUACACACAGUUUACAAGGUGGAGACCAUAGGUGAUGCCUACAUGGUGGUAGGUGGCGUGCCCAUCCCAGUGUCCAGCCAUGCUGAGAGGGUGGCCAACUUUUCCCUGGGCAUGAUCAUAGCAGCUAGGGAGGUUAUCAACCCCAUCACAGGGGGGCCUAUCCAGAUCCGGGUGGGUGUACACAGCGGGCCGGUUCUAGCUGGUGUGGUGGGGGAGAAGAUGCCUCGGUACUGCCUGUUUGGAGACACAGUAAACACGGCGUCUCGCAUGGAGAGCCACGGCCUCCCCAACAAGAUCCACCUCAGCCCCAGUGUUUACCUGAUUCUGAAAGACAAGGGCUUCAUGCUCCAAGAGCGAGGGGAGAUCGAUGUGAAGGGGAAGGGCAGGAUGUCCACCUACUUCCUGAAAGGGAACCUGAACGCCACGGAGCACCAGAUCAUGGGCCGCUCAGUUAAGGAGGCCGACUCGGGCCGUGCGUCUGUCCAGUCGGCACGGGACUGCAGCACAGAGGCAGCCCUGUAUAGACCGGCCAUCCAGAGGGUGCAGAGUGAGGACAGGAACCCCGCAGUGCCCAUGGAGUAUGGAGACAGCCUGACCGACCCGCCGCCCUCAGUUCAGCUCACUGACCCCCAGCCACAAGCCAGAGCCAAGGGCCUCACAGGUAAACCUCGGGACUCAGAGAGCUACGGCAGUCUUCACAGUGACACCAAGUCAGUGGAGGGAGGUGUCCCCAACCCAGACCACCAGCUGACCGUAGCAACCUUGUCCCAGAGUCCCAGUCCCAUAGAGGCUGAGGCUCCUCCUUCCACUCACAGGAACAAACACAUCCGGACCAGUUUCUGUGUGGUCCUCUGAACUGUUGAAAUACUAUCCAGACCAGUCACUGUAGCCCCGUUUAUACCUGGUGCUAACACAUACUUUAUCCUGAUCUUGUCCUCAUUCUGAUUGUGCCCACAUUUUCGCCGUUGCAUCUACACAUGAUAAGAGACACAUAUUAAAAUGUGUCUCUUAUCCUUGUGACCAGAUUUCCUGGUCCCUCCUGGUAUGCAAAUUAUUUGACAGAUAUUAUUUCAAAAUAAUAUUUUUUUGGUUCAUUUUAAGACACAUUGAUAAAUCAAUGGUGCCAACUGUCAAUGAUUUUAGAGGGCGGGAUAGUGAUGAUUUAAUAUGUUUUACUGUCCAGAUCCGCCUACACUAAGAUAUCCAGACACAAUGCAUCCCUAACUACCUCCGGAGAUUGUCAGGAACAUCAGAUCACAAUUAGAUCACAAUACAUCUUCUAAUCGUCUACACCUGUCUAAAAAGGUGGGCACAAUUCGAAUGUGGACAAGAUCAGGCAAAGGACGCAUGUUAGCACCAGGUAUAAACUGAGCUUAAGUGACCCACCCAUUCAAUUGGACCACAACCGCUGGAAUAUAGGAAAAUAAAUUAAAGUGGACUCUC